GAGGCUGUGGUUGGGUGUGUUGGUGUGCACCUCACCGGGGUCGUCCGCCUGUUGUCAGUGCUGUGUGAGUGUCGCUUCCCUUGAGUGUAAGGACAGGCGCGUGGCCGGGGUGGGGGCAUAGCCGCACUUGCCUGCACUGUUUUGCAGACUUUUGGUGACACUUAGGUCAAAGCCUGACCUGGCCAUCUUUUCCUCCUCUGCUCUCGCUGUAACGUGUUCCCACUUCACUAAUCUUUAGUAACUAGUGAAGCCACGGGAAGGAAGACCUUGCUCUGCCUGUGGGAUCCUGGCUGCUUGGUCUCUGCUCGCGCACCGCCAGCAGCCCGCCUAUGCAGGCUGGUCCCUCCUCUGUGCCCUUUGGCCUGCUAAGUCCCAUCAGAAUGGUUAUAGCGUUGCAUGUUUCAGGUUGAGUAAUGUUAUAGGGAGGACUGAGUUCUGACUGUAACUACUUUGUUAAUCCUAUGCUAGAAAGUACUACCCGUCUCCUACAAGGACUGAAGGACAAAAUGCGCCCUGCCUAAGCAGAUUGAUGCAAAGUUAAAUCAGUCCAUUUUAGAGAUUCCUAUCAGCCUUCCAAACAAGACCAGAGGAAUGAAGAGUGCAGAUCAUGUAAUAAAACUUUGGGAAACCUGUUGCAGAUGUUGUGAUGGAGUGAGCCAGGGGUGGGAUUGAAUGGGGACUGCAGGGCCCAGGGGUGGCCAGGUAGGGAGUGCCUUAAAGGGGGGAGGUCGCAUCUUUGCACUGCCCUGGAAACCGCGGUGAGGAUUGCUUCAAGAGGCGAUGAAAUGCCUAGGCUUUAGAGAGUAAGAGCACCACCUUCCCUGCCAGGAACCCCUGAGUGCCUGUUCAGGAGAACAGGGCACUGGGAGUACUUGCUAGAAGUCCAAAUGAAAUCAGAAUGCAAAGCUUUGCAAACAAACUAUCUAUCGGACAAAAAGUUCAGCACUAUUGACUGUCAAUGCCACACACACACACACACACACACACACACACACAACCUCGGGAAUAAAAGCCGUUUUAGGAGCAGGGUGUGAAAUGGAGAAGGGGCAACAGAGAGGGAACCUGCAGGGGGGACAGCGUGAAGUUAGGGAACUAGGACCACCCGCCUCCCUGGAGGCUUCACCAGCUUGCUUUGCUGGCUGUCUCCAGGGCCUCACUAUCUGGUGUUAAUCAGCUCCUCUGGCACUUUCCCCUCCUCAGACUCCUCUUCUUGCUUGCUGUAGCUCUCUUGGUGGUGCCCUCCCUUUUUCCUUCCUCCGAGGAAAAGUCUGAUACCCCAAGGAGGCGAUAGUGCCCAGGCGCUGGCUGUGCUGGUCUCCAGGGUUGUCUAGAAGCGGGACCAAUGUUGAUCCCUAAAUUCAGUGGUCAGAGUGCUGGCUCCCACUUCGGAGCACAUCAGAUUAGGUUACUUCAAAGUCAGUGCCUCCCCCACACAUGCUGAGAAUUCCUUUCGUAUGAACAAAAUAUUCAUCUGAAGAACUUGUCCCUAACUUCUACCCUGAAUCCGAAACAGAAAGAAUGGGGCCGGUUUUUGACAGUUGGGAGGUGGGGGAAUCCUUGUCUCCCCUUUUCCCUAUGGUGUUGGAAAAUUUGCCCCACCACCAACUAGUAAGAAGACCUUUUAUUCUUGCAAGCAGUUUCAGUGGAGACGGCAUUUCACCGAUUUUGUAAGAAUGGAGGUUUAAUAACUCACUGCGGGUUAGUUCAUUUUAAUCCUAGACCAAAUCUCCCCUAAGCAGUGUUAAUUGCAUUAAAAUUUUAUGCAACCCUUCUCCUUUUUAUCAUAAUAAAAUCUGCCCUUGAAUGGAUUAAACUCAAAUUCACGCGUUUGAGAAGGUGUUUGGUGGUUUUAGCUGUGCUCCACCCGACUGUCUUUCCAGUGAACCAGGACCCCUCUCACUCCUGCUGAGCGGAAAACACAAACACUCCUUUCACAGGAAGUGAAGUGCUUGUGAGCUAGAUCUCAGUGUAGGAUAAUGAAGUGUAUGGGCUAGGCAAGGUGUGAGAGAGGGUCUCAAAGUCUCAGAGCAUUGUAGAAUGUAUAAUGCAUGGUCCUUUCUGCAGGUCUCACCUUCCCGUUUGCACAUCCCCCCCAGGACCGAGCCUAGAAAAGAAAAACAACGGGUGAACGACCCCGGCUAAGUCAGUGUGUGUACUAUUUUGCCCUUAUUUCGUAAGAGGCUGGCAGAUGAUUUCGUUUCCAAAUAUUUCGAACGAUUUUCUGCUCAAGUAGAAGAUAAUGGAGCCAGGAGUUUGUAGGGAUGGCCAAAGAAGGUGGGGGAGGGGGCGGCGUUUUUGAUAAACGGUCUGUUGCUCUGGGAGGGUAACUGUUUUCCCGACUCUCCAGGCCGAGUUUUUUCUUUCUUCCGUCCUUUCUUUUUCUUUCUUUUCUCUCUCUGUGUCUAAAGGUCUGGUUCGGGUACUUUAGUUAGGCAUCCUAAGACCGAAGGCGUUUUGCACUGUGGACUUAAGUCUUGGCGUUUGCUUUUUGGUCAGAGGAAUGCGUUUCCCUCCCCUGUGCGGGAUUGCCCUGUUCCACAGUAAACUCCGUAUAAAUAAACCGGGAGACUCUAGGAAGCCCUGUGUUUGCGAAUCGCCUGCACCGGGUCCUGUUCUUUUUCGUAGGGUGCCGCGUUUUAGUGUUUUCAGGAGUUCCCCGCAGAUUCCUGGAAUCCUGCACUCAUUACAGGCACGCAUUUUCAGGAAAAGGGGGAAUAAGACGGGCCUCAGGACGCGGCCCCCAGAGCAUUCCCGUGUAGCGGUCUCUGUCCCCUGCCCCGUGCCCCCCUGGCCCGAGUCUCUGGCUGCGCCCUAACUUGUCUCCCUCCGGAGCAGGGAAGCGCAGCCCUGACCCUCUUGCAACUUCUUCCCACGCAGGUGGAGAUGACAUUUUUAGGGUCCUCCAUUAUGUGUCUCAGCCACCCCCUGACAUCCAUAGCAGAUGGGCUUCCCCCUUCUUUGUAUCAGGAUAUUUUUCUUAUGAGAUUUGUUGGUGUCAACGCAUCUGACAUCAACUACUCAGCCGGCCGCUAUGACCCUUCGGUUAAGACCCCCUUUGAUGCAGGUUUCGAAGGUAUUGGCGAGGUGGUAGCCCUGGGCCUCUCAGCAAGUGCCAGGUUCACAGUGGGCCAAGCUGUGGCUUACCUGGCACCUGGCUCCUUUGCUGAGUACACAGUGGUGCCUGCUCAUGUGGCAGUGCAGGUGCCCACAGUGAAACCCGAGUACCUCACCCUGCUGGUAAGUGGCACCACCGCAUACAUCAGCCUGAAAGAGCUGGGAGGACUGUCAGAAGGGAAAACAGUGUUGGUGACAGCCGCAGCUGGAGGGACGGGCCAGUUUGCCGUGCAGCUCUCGAAGAAGGCCAAGUGCCAUGUCAUUGGAACCUGCUCUUCUGAUGAAAAAUCAGCUUUUCUGAAAUCUCUGGGCUGUGACCGUCCCAUCAACUACAAAGCGGAGCCCAUCAAAGCUGUCCUGAAGCGGGAGUACCCGCAGGGUGUCGAUGUGGUCUACGAGUCUGUCGGGGGCGCCAUGUUUGACUUGGCUGUAGACGCCAUGGCUACCAAAGGGCGCUUGAUAGUAAUUGGGUUUAUCUCUGGCUACCAAACUCCCAGCGGCCUUUCACCUGUGAAGGCAGGAACAUUGCCAGCCAAACUGCUGAAGAAAUCUGCCAGUGUCCAGGGGUUCUUCCUGAACCAUUACCUGUCUGAGUAUCGAGCAGCCGUGGACCACCUGCUCAAGAUGUAUGACAGCGGAGACCUGAUUUGUGGGGUGAAUCUUGGAGACCUGUCUUCAGAGGGCAGGUUCACUGGCCUGGAGUCUGUAUUCCGUGCAGUCGAUUACAUGUACAUGGGGAAAAACACAGGAAAAAUUGUAGUUGAAUUACCUCACUCUGUCAACAGUAAGCUGUAAAAACAGAACAAUCACAUAAAUCAAAGAAGAAAGAAAAUGGGCACUUUAUGCCUCAGAAUUACUCAAAUCCAUUUAUUUUUAGUUGGUAAUGGAUAUAAUAUUUCUUAAAACAAAAGUAAGGUGUUAAUGAAUAAGUUUCUCUUUCUCUCUCUGCUUCUCCCUUGGAAAAAAAAAAUGUGCUAAUAAAAUUUCCCUUGAUGGCUAAGAGGUAAAACGUUUACGUUCGACUCGUUACCCAUGGA
Tupaia belangeri chinensis (Chinese tree shrew) is the source of this 4151-nucleotide messenger RNA. RefSeq names its product prostaglandin reductase 3 (gene PTGR3). Lineage: Eukaryota; Metazoa; Chordata; Mammalia; Scandentia; Tupaiidae. Bases 2884 to 3909 code for a protein of 341 amino acids. Gene Ontology annotation, molecular function: zinc ion binding; 15-oxoprostaglandin 13-reductase [NAD(P)+] activity. The record is from RefSeq and is a predicted model, not a curated record. The transcript is spliced from 3 exons. Gene Ontology annotation, cellular component: mitochondrion.